AUGGGAAAUAAUAAGUCAACAGAAAGGUAUUCGUCAUCUAAAUCGAUCAGGAAGGAUCAAAAUCUUUAUUCUUCUAUCAACGCUGCAAUUAGUAAUGUAGAUCUUGCAGCGCAAUAUCCAAAUAGUAAAUUUAUCGGAGUCGAUAUUGAACCAACAUUUCCAAAUGAGAUAAAGCCUAAACAUUUGGAAUUUAUGAUUGCAGACAUAUUUCAAAGGGUACCAUUCCCUGAUAAUGAAUUUGAUCUUGUACACUUAGAUUCAGUGUUAUGUUCAACAAUAUCAACGAAAAUAGAGUUUAUUCUAAACGAAAUGGUAAGAGUAUCAAAACCAAAUGGUUGCAUUGAAGUUGGUGAAACGUUUAUUUACAAAGUUGACUUAGUAUCAGGAUUAUAUGGGGUAGAAAAGUUCAUAGGAUUAAAAUUACCAGAUAUAGUAACCAAGAUACCGAAUAUUAAAAAUAUAAAUGUUGAAGAUAGAGCGGAGGUUUGUGAACAAUUAAAAUUAACCAAGGAUCAGUAUCAUCAGUUGUUAGAGGAUAUUUAUAAUGAACUAGAAUGUACAUCCCCUGAAAUGACUUUUCGUAGGGUACAUGCCCAAAAGAUAAGUUAA
Molecule: messenger RNA, 609 nt
Organism: Funneliformis caledonium
Lineage: Eukaryota; Fungi; Glomeromycota; Glomeromycetes; Glomerales; Glomeraceae
Source: the annotation of a GenBank genome assembly